This is a messenger RNA of Guyanagaster necrorhizus, 1189 nucleotides long. RefSeq lists its product as uncharacterized. Bases 206 to 1048 code for a protein of 280 amino acids. Gene Ontology annotation, cellular component: nucleus. Gene Ontology annotation, biological process: regulation of alternative mRNA splicing, via spliceosome; mRNA modification. The record is from RefSeq and is a predicted model, not a curated record. The transcript is spliced from 5 exons. NCBI's taxonomy places the organism in Eukaryota, Fungi, Basidiomycota, Agaricomycetes, Agaricales, Physalacriaceae.
AUGAAGUACCCUUUUUCUGAUUAUCGAAGGGGAUUGCAAGCAUCCCAGCUCGUCGACGGUAUUUAUAUCGUCUCCUUCGUGGGUUGCAUGAACGCUGGAAAGGAAGCUGGACUUCGGCGUCGUGCCGCGGCAGGCCGGCACGUUCAACGCCCGCCAUUAGGGGAAGUCGAAGGACCCGGCGGCCAGUUGCCCCUGCUCGAUCCGCAUGGACCUACCAUCUCCUCGCGAGCUCGAGCUCGAAACUGCUCUUCGACAACGGAACGUGCAGGUAGCCCAGCUCUCUGACGAAAUUACCCGUUUGCGAGCCUAUGUUUCCUUGUCUUCAUCUUCUCCAACGGCUCCGGAUAACACAGAUGCGACUGCAACGAGUAUACCGCCGCCGUUGAUGGCGUUGCUGCUGCCCCACAUCCAACCGGAGGCGGGGUCGGGGUCCAGCAGUGUAACCUCCGCUCUGACCCAGAGGGUCAAGUGCCUGCAGGAGGAGAACGACGAGCUGUACGAGAUCCUCAAACAGGGCGAGACGGGCCGGCUCAAGGAGGAGGUGUGCAGUCUCAGACGGGUGGUGCGAAAACUCGAAGAUGCACUUGGUGAAUCACACAAAGUCGUCCUUUCUCUCUCGACGGAGCUCGAUAAAACCUACGACGCACUCAAGCCCCAACACCACUCACCACGGAAUACCGGCAAUGCGAGUAAUGCAUACCACCGUAACGGGACGGCGUCGCCAACGCAGUCGAAACAGCCUCCGACAGGACCACGCGCCCACACACACAAGAAGCCGCGUUUAUCAGAGCCCAGACGGCGCGAGGAAAGCCGUGGACGGAGCGGUCACCACCGCAGCGGCAGCAAGAUGGACGUAGAUGAUGACCGGCGGGAUAGAGACGACCGCGACGGUAACAGGUCAAGGAAGAGCGUGCAUGUUAACCAGUCGACAGGGGGAAGCUUGGGAGGCCAUGGUCACGGUCACCACAGAGGCGGUAGUGGCGGAAGACGCACCGGCUCCAGCGAUCGGACGUUGGCAGAGCGUAUGGGAGUUCCCACUCGCUUUUGAUCAUUCGUUUCGUUUCUCUUUGUUUUUUUUUUUUAGUUUUAUGGACGGACACUCGUACAUAUACAAUCCGUAUGAAUUUGUGUGUAUUCCUAGGUCCCGCUAUCGUCGUCUUGCUAUUUGCCGUAUCACUAUCCUAUUUAC